Messenger RNA from Serendipita indica DSM 11827, 4461 nucleotides. Lineage: Eukaryota; Fungi; Basidiomycota; Agaricomycetes; Sebacinales; Serendipitaceae. The record is from the annotation of a GenBank genome assembly.
AUGCCAAUCGUGCGCUGUUCGUGGCGAAAGCCAAUUCGACCGGUUCAUACGUCUUUGCAAAUCACCCGGCAUGUCCCAACACGGCCCUCUAUACUCCAUAGACCAUACUCUACAACAUCCAAACACUCUAAUGUACCUCAAUGGCUUGUUUAUGGUGCCCCCGUACUCGUCAUAGGCGGUGUGCUUUACAGCCUGCGGUCUACCAACUCGCCGACUCUCGACGUGAUCAUAGACUCACCGGCAUGCAUCCCUGCAAAAGCACCGCAACCCACUUUUCUUAUUCCCUCUCCUCCGGACAAGAGCUUUCUAUCCAAGAUUGCCGAUUUCCUACGGCGGCAUAUCUUCUCUCCCAUACGGACAGGGCUACGCUUUCUUCACCUCGUCAUCAUCUUUUCUCCCGUCGUCUUCACUGCUCCUAUGCUUUUUAUUGGCGUGCCAGAUAGUAAACUUGGGGGCGAACGAUGGGGCGCUAUCUGGUGGUAUGAUGCCUUGACCAGGAGCAUGCAGCGAGCUGGUCCAACAUUUAUCAAGUUGGCACAAUGGGCAGCAUCCCGCCGUGACCUCUUUUCAAUGGAGCUCUGCAACCGGCUCGGUAGCCUUCAUUCGACCACCAAACCGCACCAUAUCGGCCAUACGAUCUCUGUCGUUGAAAAGGUCUUUUCGCGACCAUUUGUCGAGGUCUUCGAGUCGUUUGACCCGGAACCAAUUGGUUCAGGGGCGAUAGCUCAAGUGUAUCGUGCUACACUUCGCAAGGACCUCCUCUCGGAGGACUAUCUCUCGGCAAAGAGACCACGGACCUACUCUCCUUUCUCGCAUGACACCAAAGGGCCUCUUUCACUUCCCGUACCCCUUCCUCCUCUCACUCCAGAUCAGCCACCGCCGCUCUCGCCGACUGCCGUCGUCGCCGUCAAAGUCCUCCACCCAAAGGUUGGAGACAUGAUUCGCCGGGAUUUGUCAAUCAUGUCAUUCUUUGCACGCGUACUCAACCUUUUACCCGGAGUUCACUGGUUGUCGCUCGACCAAGAGGUCCAAGUCUUCGGGAGCAUGAUGAACGAACAGCUCGACCUGCGGCAUGAGGCCGCCAAUCUCAAGCAAUUCGAAGACAACUUUAAGAACCGGCGCACAGCGGCGGUGUCGUUCCCUCGACCACUGGCAGAAUACACGAGCCACGAUCUCCUGGUGGAAGAAUUUCAAUACGCAGUGCCUCUAGGCGCAUUUUUAAGAUGGGGUGGAGAGUCAUAUGAUACGGCCAUUAGUACCAUGGGCCUUGAUGCUUUUUUGAAUAUGCUUCUCAUUGACAACUUUGUGCACGCCGACUUGCAUCCCGGCAAUAUUCUCGUCAAGUUUUACAAACCAACAACCUCGUUUGUGCUCAAGUCAAUCAUGGCGUCCCUCUUCCACAGUAAACCUCCUGUCGACCCAGUCAAGACGUCUGAAGCCGACGCCGUGAUCACCGACCUCCUUCGUAUCCGGAAGACGGGCACUCGCGACGAAUGGCGCGCCGCUCUCCAUCGUCUCCACGACGAAGGAUAUCAACCCGAGCUCGUCUUUCUCGACGCCGGACUUGUCACGACACUCAGCGAACGCAACCGCCGAAACUUUUUGGAGCUUUUUAGGGCGAUUGCGACGUUUGAUGGAUAUCGUGCAGGCCAACUCAUGAUCUCACGAAGCGCGUCACCAGAGUUGGCAAUCGACCCGGAGACGUUUGCGCUCAAGAUGCAGCAUCUCAUACUGAGUGUGAAAGCGAAGACGUUUUCUCUGGGGCAGAUACGGAUAUCGGACGUGCUCAGUCAGGUGCUGAAGAAUGUGCGCGAACAUCAUGUCAAGAUGGAAGGAGAUUUCGUGAAUACGGUGAUCAGUGUUCUAUUAUUAGAGGGUAUUGGACGGCAGUUGGACCCGGGGAUGGACUUGUUCAAGAGUGCGCUGCCGAUUCUUCGUCAGCUCGGACGUACAGUUACAGCGCGUGAUGCGAUUCAGGAUGGUGUUCAGGGAAAUACGGGAGCGAUGAUCAAGUUUUGGGUUUGGCUAGAGGCUCGCGAGCUCAUCAAUGCGGCCGUGGUUAACGUUGACGAAAUGAUCAAGGUUGAUUGGCUGAGCCCGAAUCGCGGAUUAUCCAACCUAUGUCUCUCCAACGGCACUCUCAGGCCAGGGAAAGGCACCAGAUAUAUCCUUGCCUCCACCGAGGAACUCCAUGCAAAGAUCGACCAAUUACUCGAACGAGCAAGAGACCUCGAGGUUGCGCUCGACGCAUCAUAUUCCUUGCACUCUACCACCACGCAUGGGCUGCUAAGAAAGGACUUGCUCGUCGAAGGGUCGCGUCUCGCUCUCGAAAAGGAGCAUGAGGAGGAACCAGAAGUGCCAGUAGCUGCACUCGGUACUCUAAAAAUCUCUCAAAAGACGGGUGGUGCAGCGUGGAUCGGCUCAACGGCCUCGUCCUACUUUUUUGUUCAUGACGACGAUAACGCCUCGGUCACAUCCUCUGUUGACACCCUUCCGGAGCACGAUCAUAUGCUACGGGAAAUGUGUGGCUCUCUUCCCAGCAAAGAGGAAGCAUGGUCCCUGUUAGAGUCCUAUCACGAGAACUUUACGUGGAACUAUAACCCAAUUCCACGCACCGUCCUCAUUCGCGAAUUUCUAUCUCCUACAUAUGAUCCGCGUCAAGGUCCACCUUCUCUGCUUCACCUCUCUGUCCUCUUUUCCAUGUUCUCCAUCGGCAUCCUCGUAGAUCUUUCGAGGGCACCAAACUCGGCCGAGGCAAAGAUGUAUCGUGAUGUCGCCAAGAUCCCACUAGACAUUGAGUCUGUCUCAAAGGACACGUCGAUUGUCACGCUUGAAGCACUUAUUAUGUAUGCGCAGGCCAUUCAGUGGUCUGAUGAUCCCAAUGGACCCGCAAAUACGUGGACGUAUCUAAGCCUGUCAGUGACUUUGGGUGAAAGUAUUGGACUACACCGGGAUCCAAAAUCUACUUGGGAUAUGGACGACGCAAUGACCCUCCGUAGACGUCGCGUUUUCUGGGAACUAAUUUACAUGGUCACUUGGCAGUGCUUGAUUCACGGACGACCACCGCUGCUCACCCAACGCCAUAUCGAUGUUCAGUUGCCUCAUGAGGAGACAGAAGAGAGUAUGGGAACGGAUCCAGCUUUUCAUCUAUGGCGAUACCGAUGGACAAAGGAAAUCGGUUGGGUCAUAGCAGACCAAUUGCUCGCACCGGCCUAUCCGCCCACUCAUGCACUUGUCAUGAAGAUUGACAAAAAGAUUCGCGAAUUUGGAUUUCCAUGGGAUGUGGAUGUCAAGCCAGAAGAUCCCGACGACAUUGGCGUUUUGCAGGAUUUUGAGAACAUGAUGAUGAAUGGUAUCCUCGAACUCACCUCGUUGCAUGUUCAUCGAGGAUUCUUUGCACAUGCGCUCUUCCAGUGCCCGACAGAUCCUUUGACAUCUAAGUUUGCAGCGUCCGUUUAUGCAGCAUUUGGAGCGGCUUGUCGGAUCAUUCAGCGUUCUCGAGAUUAUCAUUCACGAAGACCCCUCAUCAUGAAGAGGAGUAACAUUAUGUAUUCUCACACCUUUUCUGCCGCAGUCAUUGUCGGUGCAAUUGCCACCCAAGCACCUCAAUGUUCGUUGGCGACCGCAGCGCUGCACGAACUGGAUACGGCCUGUGCCAUCUUCAAGUUUGGCCAAAAUAAUAUGCGUGUGCAAAAGAUACUGUAUAUUAUGACACGUUUACAGUCCAAAGCACGAGAUAUCUAUCAAUCUCGUGGCUCUAUGGUUCGAGCACCCGAAGCACCUGUAGACCUGCCAGGAAUCAUUGGCGGUCCGUCGGUUGUCAAAUCUGGAUCUCGUUCUCCCGAGGGGAGUACGAGGCAUAGCAACUCUCCAGAAAGUUCUUCCCCUGCGACAUAUGAACCCCAAAACCCAACCAUUCUCUCUUCGCCACCCGAAGUACAAGCCGCCAAUGAACCGCUCACCCCUCAGAACAGCUCUCGACCACUCCCAGAUGAAUAUGCAUAUACUCAACAGCCCUUUGAUACGGGAUAUCAGGCGGGACCUCCUGUUGAUUGGACGUCCUCACAGUACUUUGUUCCGCAAGCUCCGCCAGAGAUGUAUAUGCAACCUUCACGAAUAGGCGCUCCUCAGUCGCAUGACCCUUACGUCUGGCAGCAAGCGAACCCAAUGCCAGUACCAGAGAUACACCAGCGAAACGUACGCUCUUCAACCAUUAUUGCACCUGUCAGGACACCACAGUACCACGACAUUCACCCUCCGCCACCACCAGCCCAUCGCGUUCCACAGCAUAGUCACCACCAGUCGCGAGAGGUGUACCACAAUGUGCCGCAGUAUCAAUAUCCACUGCAUACCAAUCAGCAUCCGCAUUCUCACACACAGACCAUGGCUGAUAAUCAGAAUCUGGUGGUGGCACCAGACCAAAGCUGGUCGAUAUUUCUUGGAAGGAUGGGUGUACAAUAA